Messenger RNA from Nothoprocta perdicaria, 2304 nucleotides. It is a transcript of the gene UBE2J2, whose product is annotated as ubiquitin conjugating enzyme E2 J2. Bases 86 to 865 code for a protein of 259 amino acids. The transcript is spliced from 6 exons. Lineage: Eukaryota; Metazoa; Chordata; Aves; Tinamiformes; Tinamidae. The record is from RefSeq and is a predicted model, not a curated record.
GAGCUGAGUUCAUUGAAGCAUAACUGCAUCUGUGGAGAUUGUAUAGAAGUUAUAUUUGCUUAUAUGUAUAUUUUGGAAAAACUAGAUGAGCAACAGCAGUAAUAAGAGAGCUCCCACGACAGCAACGCAGAGACUUAAACAAGACUACCUGCGAAUUAAGAAAGAUCCAGUGCCUUAUAUCUGUGCGGAACCCCUUCCAUCCAAUAUCCUUGAAUGGCACUAUGUUGUACGGGGACCUGAAAUGACUCCAUAUGAAGGUGGCUAUUAUCAUGGGAAACUAAUAUUCCCCAGAGAAUUUCCUUUUAAACCUCCUAGUAUUUAUAUGAUUACUCCUAAUGGAAGGUUUAAAUGUAAUACAAGGUUGUGUCUUUCAAUCACUGAUUUUCACCCUGAUACAUGGAAUCCAGCUUGGUCAGUUUCAACUAUCUUGACAGGCCUUCUCAGUUUUAUGGUGGAAAAGGGCCCCACAUUGGGCAGCAUAGAGACCUCUGAGUUCACAAAAAGACAGCUUGCUGCACAAAGUUUAGCAUUUAAUUUAAAGGAUAAAGUCUUCUGUGAACUCUUCCCUGAAGUGGUGGAGGAAAUCAAACAGAAACAGAAAGCACAAGAGGACCUCAGUAACCGACCUCCAUCCCUCCCUUUGCCAGAUGUGGUGCCYGAUGGGGAAGCACACUAUGGGCAAAACGGGAUCCCCCUUCUCAAUGGGCACGUGCAGCUGGCGCCCGCUAAUCACCCAGGUCUCCAACAAGCCAACCGGAACCAUGGACUUUUAGGAGGAGCUUUGGCGAACUUGUUUGUUAUAGUUGGUUUUGCAGCCUUUGCCUACACAGUCAAGUAUGUACUGAGAAGCAUAGCACAAGAAUGAGGAGCAUACCAGAAAUCCAAGACCAAAAUAGUGGUAGUUGCAGAAUGAGUGGGACUCUUUGGGCAUCUGACUUUGGUACUGGGGUAAAUAUUUGUACUGCCGAGUUGCAGGCAAAGCAUUGGUCGACUCGUGGGUUAUGUUUGUAAGCUCAGUUAGUCAGAAAACUAAAAGAUGUUCUGCUCACAGAUCCUCUUGUCCUCACUACUGUUCAGUAGUGGCUCAUAAGCAAGUCAAAGCAUUGCUGAUGUGAAGCUAGCAUUACUAAUGCUUUGAUUUUUAUAGCAUUUCUCCAUUCUGUUAUUUGAAAUUUGAUGAUCUGAAGCAAAUAAGGCUUUUUACUAGAUUGAACAAUUUUUAAAAUUUCACACUUGAUGCAUAUCAUAUUUUAGGUUCAUUAGCAAAAAGUCUGUACAAGGUUGAAAGGAGUUAGGUGGAGACAGCAAGGGGUCUGGUUAAUGUGAACAAUGAUACUACAGAAGAUAGCUGGUUUCUUUUAUAAAAUAGAAUGACCAUCAUUGCAUAUCUAGUCAGUAGUGAUCAGAUCAGUGGGAAAGUAACACCAUGUGUGUUAAAUGUGUUGUCUAAAUUGUCACAAUAUAACUUAAGAAGGUCUUAUUUGGGCUACAAGAAGUGCAGUUGUUGGCCUUGAGAAAACUACUAGCCAGAAAAAAAAUUAUUUAAAUCAGUCUUAGUGUGGGGGUACUGAUGUUCAAUAUUGGUUUGAAUUUAUUCACUUAGUUACAGAUUUCCGUUUUGGGAAAUGUUAUAUUUUAAAACUGUAAUACUUUAUUUUGAUCACAAGGUGCCACUGUUUCAAAAUAAUAAAUCUGCACAGAACAAUGAAAAAUUAAUUAUGUUUUCAGAAAAAGCUUCUCUGGAUUUCUUGGCCUUUGGUGAAUGAAAAUGCAGUAGCCCUUGUGGAGCUAAAAAGACAAAUGAGGCUGGAUACUGGACCAGAUUCUUCAAAGUCAGCUGAAUUCAUCUGAAGUGCCACUAGCUCAAGUGAACUGCGUAGAAUUAGUAUUGCUUACGUUGCUUGAAAAUUGGGGUGGAAAAAGAAAAAAAGAGAACCUAAACCUUUCUAUUUUACCUGAGUUCCCCGAAGCUUUGGGCUUUAAAUUAAAUUCCCCUCUGUUCCCUUUGAGAUGAUGGAUGACUGAAAUAUCAGUGUUUGCUCCUGAGGUUACAUGAUUGUGGAUAAACACUAAAACUCCUAGUGUAGUUUUUCCGAAGUUACUUUUCAAUCCAAUUUCCUUCCCUUUCCCUUCCCUGCCCUCCCCAUUAGUUUUAUCCAAAUGCUUUGACUUAUCAGAGGCAAACUUACUGUGCCUUUCAUAAUUAACAGUGAUGUCUAGUCAUCUGGGGGAGAAAGCACUCACUGUUAAUGAUCUAACAAACUGUAAAAGGUGAUGGCAGGGUAAAAAGCUCUGCAUUUAACU